Aspergillus candidus is the source of this 687-nucleotide messenger RNA. Its product is annotated as putative nuclear transport factor 2 domain protein. Gene Ontology annotation, cellular component: nuclear pore central transport channel. The transcript is spliced from 2 exons. Bases 137 to 625 code for a protein of 162 amino acids. The record is from RefSeq and is a predicted model, not a curated record. NCBI's taxonomy places the organism in Eukaryota, Fungi, Ascomycota, Eurotiomycetes, Eurotiales, Aspergillaceae. Gene Ontology annotation, biological process: protein import into nucleus.
CGGUCUUGGGGUCGCAUCAUCUACUUGAAUAUAUAUAAUUUAUCUCUGUCUUGUCAUAUUUUAUUGGUCUUUUAGGAAUUUACAUACUAUACUUCAUAACCUACAUACCUGGGUUAUUUGAUCCCUGCCUUCCACCAUGGCCGGCCGCAGUCAAGAUGUACUGACGAAAGUGUCCACGGAAGCGGCCACCGAGUUCGUCCACUCGUUCUACCCCGCGCUCCAGAAUAAUCGCGCGGCGAUCGCCUCCUUCUACAGCAAGCCUACGGCAACGAUCCUAUUCAACGGGAACCCCGUGGCGGACGGGACGGCUGUGCAGGAGAUCUUCGUCAAUCAGAUGCCGCCAGCACACUAUGAGUUCCAGUCGUUCGACUGCCAAAUCCUCAACCCGACGUACCCGACCCCCACGCCAACCGGGGUCAAACUGCCGAACCAGCUGUCGGUCAAGGAUAUGUCGAUUCUCGUCAUUGUCAGCGGACAUGUGCGAUACGGCGAAUCGAGAGACCUUCCUCAGCGCGGAUUCAGCGAAACUUUCAUCCUGGUGCCUAACCCAACCUCCGAUGCCCCCAAGGGACGGCGCAAGAGGGAGUGGCUUAUCCAGACGCAAAACUUCCGACUGGUUGUUUGAGUGAUACGAUUAUGAUGGAAGAGUCUUACGCUGUUAUGAAUCAUGGUCACGGUUUUGGAUAA